Messenger RNA from Pieris macdunnoughi, 5259 nucleotides. The record is from the annotation of a GenBank genome assembly. NCBI's taxonomy places the organism in Eukaryota, Metazoa, Arthropoda, Insecta, Lepidoptera, Pieridae.
AUGGCUUCUGCAGCAUCUUCAUUGGAAAGCAAUGGUAGUAAUGAGUCCAUAUCUCACAGCUAUGCUGGCAAUGAGCGGCACAAUACAGCACAAUCAAUACCUCUACCCAUAGACUAUGAAGUCAUAACUUCUAACUAUGACAAGAACUACACCCAUUCCCAUACUCUGUCCACACCUUAUGAACAUCAAUAUGAUGUUAUUAACAAACAGGCAAAUGAGAACUUGAAACAACAAUGUGAGAAAGCCCUACAUGAUUUAAAUCAAUUGCGACGGCAGCAUACAGAAACCACAAGGCGAUGUGAGCAUGUUAUGAAAGAGUUAGAGUACUUCCGUGGACAACAUAGGGCUGCAAUGAAUCAGUUGGAUGUAUCAGCUCAGGAGGCAAGUAGCCUUCGCGGCAAGUAUGGAGACUUGCUUAAUGACAAUCAGAGAUUGGAGCGUGAAGUUCAGCACCUGCAGCAAAGCAGUACUUCAGAAGGUAGUUCCGAUGCCCUCGUCCACACGUUAAGGAAAUAUGAAGCUCUCAAAGAGGAACUUGACUGCUUCCAGAAGAGGUAUGAUGAUCUCAUAGAAACACACAACGCUACAUUGGAGAAGCUUCGAAGCGUCCAAGAAGACAACAGCAGACUGAAGACGCAGUGUCACGAGCUCACACAAGAGAGGAAUGCUGUGAUCCGCGAGCGUAACGCCCUAAAGCAGCAAGUGUCGAGCGUGGUCCGCCAAUGGGAGGGCGGAGUGCGGGAGAGGGCGGACAUGAAGCGCCUCACGGACGAGCGCAACGCUGCGAUGGCCGAGUACACGCUGAUAAUGAGUGAGAGGGACACAGUGCACAAGGAGAUGGAGAAGCUGUCGGAUGAUCUGCAGGCUGCGUUGAAGAGAGUCGCGGCGCUAGAGGGCGCUCUGCAGGCCAGCAGGGAUGAGCAGAGGGCCACUGCGCUGCAGGCUGAAAGUUUGCGUCGUGAGAUAGAGUCGGCGUUGGUGGACCGCGAUCGAGCUAUCAAAGAGUGUACAGAUCUCAAAACUCCACAGAACACAUCCACUUUGGGAAAGUCUCGCCAAGACAACACUGCGUACCAUCACCUGGGUCUGUCCACUGGGGUAGGCACCGAUGGCUUCCUUAACGGGCAACACUCCAACAAUCCGUCUAUGGAUAAGUUGCAAGGUUUAGUGGGUAUGGUAGUGGACGCAGCCGAUAAGGAGCGAGUGGACAACUUGGAGCAGGCGAACCAAGAGAUAGAGAGACUCCGCAAACAUGUCGACAGGCUGCAAGCGGACUUUAACGAUGCUACACGAGAGGCCGAGGUCUCAAAACGAAGAAGAGACUGGGCCUUUUCUGAAAGAGAUAAGCUGCUACAAGAGAGAGAAAGCGUAAAAGCGUUGUGCAAUAGACUGAGAAAGGAACGAGACCAAAUGGUCGGCGAGUUGGCUGAAGCCAGACGUCACGGGAAGUCUGAGGGGAGAGAGGGGAAGUCGAGGAAACACGAUCCUCGGUUGGGGAACUCUAGCGAAGCGAGGGAAUUUCAGGACUUGGAGUGGGAAACGAUGGAGAUCGAGCUCUGCGGGGAGCUAGAGGCGGGAGGGGGGUUGGAGCUGUGCGGGGGGAGGGAGCAGCCCGCCUUCCCAGGGGACCACGCCCUCUACGUGGCCAGUGUGGCGCCUGGCUCCGUCGCUGAUGGGAAACUUCGGGUCCUUGAUCGUGUAACAGAGGCCUGUGGGGUCUCGAAUUGGGCGCGUGGAGCGGCCUGUAGGGCGGCGAUUAGGGCCGCCUUGAUGAGGGGACCUGUGGCUUUGAGGAUCCAACGCGCAAGGGGAAACACGGCCACGCUUACUAUACAUCAAGGUCUGUUUAUAAGCAAAAUGGCGAAUGCUAACGCUGCUAAAGCUGGCAACAUUUAUGUCGGAGAUCGGAUUGUCGGGAUAAACAACCGAUCGUUGGACGGCGUGAAGAACGCCAACGAGGCGUUGUGGCUCCUACACGAAUGUCAGUACGAUUGUGUGUUGAUGACUUCGUUACGGCCUGCGCACUGUCACGAUACGAGACACAGGUCGUCAUUGUACGAGCCAUCAUACGGAGAUGGGAAAUCUUCGGACGAUGCGUGGGCGCCGUUCACUCCACCGCCACCUGAACCAAAGGUUCACAUCGACGCGUGCGUAGCGGAGUUCGAUCGUCGCUACGUAUACCACGUGGCUGCUUCGAGUCAGGGGAAGAUACAUCAAGAGAGAGGGACGUGGGACAUGAUCCGAGGCAAAAUUGAGGCAGUUACCGGGCGAAGCAAAUCUAAGGAUAAACAGAACAAGGUUCCGGAAUCUGAUGCAAUCGCAGAGUUAGACUCUGUUAUCGACAGCUAUCAUGGCAAAACAAUAAAAGAAACGAGUAGCGUGUUAAAACGUUCACGAAGAAAAAAUAAAGAAUCACAAAACGACGCCAAAAACGGCGGCACCUGGCCCAAAGCCCGAGCUAAUUUUAUCCUUGAAGAUAACGCGACCGGGACUAUAGUCCAACCCCGUUCCAGAAAAGAGAGACCACCUCUGUCGAUUCUACUCAGUCCACCCACAAAAUUACCGCCCGAACCACAGCGCUCGAACACUAAUAGAAAUUCAAACCCCAUACCCUUGGGACACAUGCCUCUAACUCAAGCGACGACACCGGCUAGGCAUUCAGUGUAUAAAUCCAUCGAAUCUAGCCCAGCCAUCGAACAUUUUCCAAAACCAGCGCCACUAGCCAUACACAACCCUUUCGCUUCCCCUAACAAUAUUAACUUUGAAAAGAGUCGAACGUUGGAAAAGGAAAGAGACAAAAUAUCCAUAAGUGACUACGAACAUGAUGUCACGCCGAACAGACUAAGCCUAGUUCUCAACCCUUCCGAUGAUUCCUUGGACUACCAACCUACUAUAAGAAACAGAACAAAAAGCCCACAUUCUUUAGAUUUCAUGGUCAACAAGGGACCCAGUUCUCUCGAUUUCGUUUCUCGAAAAUCCCCGAGUUCUUUAGAGCACUCUAUCAAAAAUCACACGGGCAAAGAUAUUCUCGACCAGUAUUAUUCAUCAAAAAAGUCUUCCUCGCCCAAAACUGUGAACAAGUACCCCUCUGACAGCGAUAGUUUCGGUCCUGAUAGUUUGACCAGCAAUGCAAACUUUCCCAUGACAGGGACUCUACCUUCACAGACGAGAUUGCAAUCGCAAUAUUACAGAGGACCGUUCACCAACUCCAAUCCACACAACUCUAGCAGAUACACGCAUCUGUCCAGCCCCACAAACAUCCCUCAGAGCCAGUCUGGAGAGAGCAUAGGAACCAGUUACGAUAUGCAUUCGUUCACCUCACACACGCACAAUAUGUCGGACUUGAACCCCGUGCCUAGAGUGAACAGAGAAUAUCAGCAGACGUACGAAGGCGGGACGUUUCCCAGGAAAAAGGAAAAUCAGAGGUUUCGAAUCCCAUCCAACCCCAGUGUGACAUCCAAGAACUCCGCCGGGAAACUUAGUACGGGUUCUAUCGAAAGGAGUUCAGAGAGAAAUUCUCCCAUGCCGACAUUUCAUGUCGAAGUUUUAAGUCCCGGACACGGUGUUAAGCAGUUAGCCCACAAAACGAGAAAUUCGAUGCCCGAAUACUGUGGACUCAGCUGGAACAAGCCGUUACCUGGUGAACUACGAAGGGUACACAUAGAUAAAAGCCAGCAGCCGCUCGGUAUUCAGAUCUACUGCCCUCCGAGUAGUGGCGGAGUAUUCGUGUCGACGGUGAAUGAAAAUUCCUUGGCUAGUCAAGUUGGUUUACAAGUGGGUGACCAAUUACUUGAAGUUUGUGGGAUAAAUAUGCGAUCAGCGACGUAUACUUUAGCCGCUAGUGUUUUGAGGCAAAUCGGGAACUCGAUCACGAUGCUUGUCCAAUUCAGCCCCGAGAAGUAUAAAGAUGAAAUGGAAACCCCCGGCAGCUCGUCGUCUGGAGAAAGUUCUCACGACGAAGAGGUUUCACUCUCCGGAUCGCCUACUCCCAGAAAUUCUCCUGGUCCUCAACAGUCCUUGAGGAUGGACGUCCCGUCGACUGACGCUUCCACGCUGAGGCAAUCGCAAGGCAAGGACUUGCCGAGGUUUUUGUUGAUAGAGAUGAGGAACUGUUCAGACCUGGGCAUAAGUUUGGUUGGGGGAAAUGCUGUCGGGAUUUUUGUACAUAGUGUUCAAAUAGACUCUCCGGCGUACAUAGCAGGUCUACGUACGGGAGACCAGAUAUUGGAGUAUAACAACGUUGACCUAAGGAGGGCUACGGCCGAGCAAGCCGCUUUAGAACUCGCAAAGCCUGCUGAUAAGGUGAGCGUACUAGUCCGUCACGAUCUCCAACAGUACCACGAAAUAAAAGACAAGCCGGGCGAUGCAUUUUACAUUCGGGCUGGUUUCGAUCGUUGUGCCAAAAUUACUUCCAUAGGAAUGGAUACGAUAGACGAAUAUUCAUUAUGGUUCCGAAAAGACGAAGUCCUGUUCGUGGAUAAUACAUUGUUCAAUGGAGCUCCGGGUCUGUGGCGCGCUUGGCAGUUAGAUUGUAAGGGCGUUAAGCGACACUGGGGAACUAUACCGAGUAAAUUCAAAGUUGAAGAAAUCCUUCGAAGAUCGAUGGGUACGUUAGACGCCGAUGCCCAAAGACGCGCGUCAAGCACGGCGAGAAGAUCUUUCUUCAGGCGAAAGAAACACCGAGACAGCAAGGAGUUAGCUUCCUUUUCUAAUACGGAGCUGGGAUGCUGGAGUGACUCUGGGACCCUCGCUGAUGAUGUACCGCCUCUGUCUUAUCAGAGGGUUGAGAGGUUGCAUUACGGUAGUCGCCGUCCAGUUGCAGUGUUAGGACCGCUUAGAGAGAUCGUAGCGGGAAAAUUGGUGACGGACUGGCCUCACGUGUUUGUACGUGUAAGGCCGGAGCCGCGUACGUUACGAGAUCGUGCGGAUAAGGGCAUCCACUGUAUAAUCGACGUCUCAGUGGCCAUAAUCGAAAAGCUUCACAAGCACCAGAUAUACCCGAUUGUGCUAUUUAUCAAGUUUAAAUCGUUCAAACAAAUAAAGGAAGUGAAAGACACCCGCUAUCCAGCAGACAAAGUAUCGGCGAAGGCUGCGAAAGAAAUGUACGAGCACGGGCUUAAGUUGGAGAAUGAGUUCAGGAAUUUUAUUUCAGCGGAGAUCCCGGCUGGAGUAAAUAUCGCAUACAUGUGCACUCAAAUCAAAGAAGCCGUCGAAGAGGAACAGAACAAAACCCUCUGGGUGCCCUCCGCACAGGCCUGA